Gorilla gorilla gorilla (western lowland gorilla) is the source of this 3785-nucleotide messenger RNA. It is a transcript of the gene BCO2, whose product is annotated as beta-carotene oxygenase 2. Gene Ontology annotation, molecular function: carotenoid dioxygenase activity; beta-carotene 15,15'-dioxygenase activity. Gene Ontology annotation, cellular component: mitochondrion. Gene Ontology annotation, biological process: retinal metabolic process; carotene catabolic process. The transcript is spliced from 13 exons. NCBI's taxonomy places the organism in Eukaryota, Metazoa, Chordata, Mammalia, Primates, Hominidae. The record is from RefSeq and is a predicted model, not a curated record. The coding region runs from base 93 to 1832 and encodes 579 amino acids.
CCAGGCAGUUCUGUGCGUGUUCACUGUUUAGUAGUACUCAAAACUGCCAGUGUGAGAGGAUUUGGAAAUCACGGGAUCUGCUCAAUACAAAAAUGUUUUUUCGAGUCUUUCUCCAUUUUAUCAGGAGUCAUUCUGCCACUGCAGUGGAUUUCCUUCCUGUGAUAGUGCACCGGCUCCCAGUUUUCAAAAGGUACAUGGGAAAUACUCCUCAGAAAAAAGCCGUCUUUGGGCAGUGUCGGGGUCUGCCAUGUGUUGCACCACUGCUGACCACAGUGGAAGAGGCUCCACGGGGCAUCUCUGCUCGAGUCUGGGGACAUUUUCCUAAGUGGCUCAAUGGCUCUCUACUUCGAAUUGGACCUGGGAAAUUCGAGUUUGGGAAGGAUAAGUACAAUCAUUGGUUUGAUGGGAUGGCGCUGCUUCACCAGUUCAGAAUGGCAAAGGGCACAGUGACAUACAGGAGCAAGUUUCUACAGAGUGAUACAUAUAAGGCCAACAGUGCUAAAAACCGAAUUGUGAUCUCAGAAUUUGGCACACUGGCUCUCCCGGAUCCAUGCAAGAAUGUUUUUGAACGUUUCAUGUCCAGGUUUGAGCUGCCUGGUAAAGCUGCAGCCAUGACUGACAACACUAAUGUCAACUAUGUGCGGUACAAGGGUGAUUACUACCUCUGCACUGAGACCAACUUUAUGAAUAAAGUGGACAUUGAAACUCUGGAAAAAACAGAAAAGGUAGAUUGGAGCAAGUUUAUUGCUGUGAAUGGAGCAACUGCACAUCCUCAUUAUGACCCGGAUGGAACAGCAUACAAUAUGGGGAACUCCUAUGGGCCAUAUGGUUUCUCCUAUAAGGUUAUUCGGGUUCCUCCAGAGAAGGUGGACCUUGGGGAGACAAUCCAUGGAGCCCAGGUGAUAUGUUCUAUUGCUUCUACAGAGAAAGGGAAACCUUCUUACUACCAUAGCUUUGGAAUGACAAGGAACUAUAUAAUUUUCAUUGAACAACCUCUAAAGAUGAACCUGUGGAAAAUUGCCACUUCUAAAAUUCGGGGAAAGGCCUUUUCAGAUGGGAUAAGCUGGGAACCCCAGUGUAAUACGCGGUUUCAUGUGGUGGAAAAACGCACUGGACAGCUCCUUCCAGGGAGAUACUACAGCAAACCUUUUGUUACAUUUCAUCAAAUCAAUGCCUUUGAGGACCAGGGCUGUGUUAUAAUUGAUUUGUGCUGUCAAGAUAAUGGAAGAACCCUAGAAGUUUACCAGUUACAGAAUCUCAGGAAGGCUGGGGAAGGGCUUGAUCAGGUCCAUAAUUCAGCAGCCAAAUCUUUCCCUCGAAGGUUUGUUUUGCCUUUAAAUGUCAGUUUGAAUGCCCCUGAGGGAGACAACCUGAGUCCAUUGUCCUAUACUUCAGCCAGUGCUGUGAAACAGGCUGAUGGAACGAUCUGGUGCUCUCAUGAAAAUCUACAUCAGGAGGACCUAGAAAAGGAAGGAGGCAUUGAAUUUCCUCAGAUCUACUAUGAUCGAUUCAGUGGCAAAAAGUAUCAUUUCUUUUAUGGCUGUGGCUUUCGGCAUUUAGUGGGGGAUUCUCUGAUCAAGGUUGAUGUGGUGAAUAAGACACUGAAGGUUUGGAGAGAAGAUGGCUUUUAUCCCUCAGAACCUGUUUUUGUUCCAGCACCAGGAACCAAUGAAGAAGAUGGUGGGGUUAUUCUUUCUGUGGUGAUCACUCCCAACCAGAAUGAAAACAAUUUUCUCCUAGUUUUGGAUGCCAAGAACUUUGAAGAGCUGGGCCGAGCAGAGGUACCUGUGCAGAUGCCUUAUGGGUUCCAUGGUACCUUCAUACCCAUCUGAUGGGACAACCACAAGGAAACUUUUCCAAGUCUGUUAUUAAUCAGUGACUUGCCCUGCUUUUCAUCAUAUACAGUGAUGAUUUUUCUCAUAUAGAGUGGAGCUGUCCUCUCCAGUACCUGGAACAAUGCCAGCCACAUAGUAGAUGCCCAAUAAAUAUUUAGUGAAAGAGUGAAUGGAAGCAAGAGGUGACAUGAUUCUGGGAACUGUGUGUAGUUUGGUUACUCUUGUGAGUAGAUGUGAGGAAACAAGAUCCUUUCACUCUCAAUGUGUCUACACUGGCAGAAGAAUUGCUAAUAUGUGUUUAGGGGUGUCUGUAUUCACACUAUGCCAACCCAGAGUAAUAAAUGGGUCCAUACAUGCUUGUGGAUAAGAAUGGCUUUAGAAUUUCCCUUAGUAAGAAUCAUUACACAACAGUCCAAAGGACUGUUGUCACGUGGUCCUAUUUGUGCUCUCAAAUUCUUGCUCUUUAAAAAUUUUUUUUAAAGAAACCGUAUUAAUCCUAAGCAAAAAGAACAAAGCUGGAGGCAUCACUCUACCUGACUUCAAACUAUACUACAAGGCUACAGUAACAAAAACAGCAUGGUAUGGGUACCAAAACAGAUAUAUACACCAACGGAACACAACAGAGGCCUCAGAAAUAACACCACACAUCUACAACCAUCUGAUCUUAGACAAACCUGAUAAAAACAAGAAAUGGGGAAAGGAUUCCCUAUUAAAUAAAUGGUGCUGGGAAAACUGGCUAGCCAUAUGUAGAAAGCUGAAACUGGAUCCCUUCCUUACACCUUACACAAAAAUUAACUCAAGAUGGAUUAAAGACUUAAAUAUCAGACCGAAAACCAUAAAAACCCUAGAAGAAAGCCUAGGCAAUGCCAUUCAGGACAUAGGCAUGGGCAAGGACUUCAUGACUACAACACCAAAAGCAAUGGCAACAAAAGCCAAAAUAGACAAAUGGGAUCUAAUUAAACUAAAGAGCUUCUGUACGGCAAAAGAAUCUACCAUCAGAGUGAACAGGCAACCUACAGAAUGGGAGAAAAUUUUUGCAAUCUACCCAUCUGACAAAGGGCUAAUAUCCAGAAUCUACAAAGAACUUAAACAAAUUUAUAAGAAAAAAAAUCAAACAACCCCAUCAAAAAGUGGGCAAAGCAUAUGAACAGACACUUCUCAAAAGAAGACAUUUCUGCAGCCAACAGACACAUGAAAAAAUGCUCAUCAUCACUGGCCAUCAGAGAAAUGCCAGUCAAAACCACAAUGAGAUACCAUUUCACACCAGUUAGAAUGGCGAUCAUUAAAAAGUCGGGAAACAACAGAUGUUGGAGAGGAUGUGGAGAAAUAGGAAUGCUCUUACACUGUUGGUGGGAGUGUAAAUGAGUUCAACCAUUGUGGAAGACAGUGUGACGAUUCCUCAAGGAUCUAGAACUAGAAAUAUCAUUUGACCCAGCCAUCCCAUUACUGGGUAUAUACCCAAAGGAUUAUAAAUCAUGCUACUAUAAAGACACAUGCACCUGUAUGUUUAUUGUGGCACUAUUCACAAUUGCAAAGACUUGGAACCAAUCCAAAUGUCCAUCAAUGAUAGACUGGAUUAAGAAAAUGUGGCACAUGUACACCAUGGACUACUACGCAGCCAUAAAAACGAUGAAUUCAUGUCCUUUGCAGGGACAUGGAUGAAGCUGGAAACCAUCAUUCUCAGCAAACUAUCACAAGGACAGAAAACCAAACACUGCAUGUUCUCACCCAUAGGUGGGAAUCAAACAAUGAGAACACAUGGACACAGGGUGAGGAACAUCACACACCGGUGCCUGUCAGGGAGUAGGGGGCUGGGGGAGGGAUAGCAUUAGGAGAAAUACCUAAUGUAAAUGACGAGUUGAUGGGUGCAGCAAACCAACAUAACACAUGUAUACCUAUGUAACAAACCUGCACGUUGUGCACAUGUACCCUAGAACUUAAAGUAUAAUA